AUGUCUACUCGGCCGUCAAUUAAAACCAAGGCCAAGAUCAAGGCCAGGACUCCGAGGUCCUAUCCCCCGGCUAAUCUUCGCCAGCUUCAAUACCGAUCUUACCAGUACACAAUCAUCAUCUACCACUACAACAACUACGCACAGCCCCUCGAAGACUUCAAACGCUCCCUUUCUCGGGAUCGGAACGGCUAUAUCUCGAACCUCUUCUCCAAGGAUACUCUGACUGGCUUCCCGGUUGCCGAAGGAGACGAAGUCCCAGAAAAUAGUGUAGAAGUCGCUUAUUUACCUAACGUCUUCCAGCACAGGGGCUCUGCUCUCGGCUUCCGUUCUUUCUCCAAGGACCGCAUUGAAUGGCUGUGCUUCAAAUGUCCCGUGGAACAACUCAUCAAUAACUGGACGAUUGUCUAUCCAGGCGGCGUUCUGCGGAAACCGUUUGAUAAAGUGGCCACUCUCGAAAGGGGCGAAACCGGGAGGAAGGGCACCGUGAAGGGUCACCCAGAACACCGAGCGUGGUAUGAGGCGCUGGCCGAGGCUUGGGAGCCGGUCGUACCGCUGCGUCUCACGUGGAACAAUAAGAGUAGGGACAUCCAGGAAGAGAUCAAGAGGAGGGAGAAAGAGGAGGGGUAUGUGUUCGAACUUGAGGAAAAGGAAGACAAGGACGUAGACUUGGAAGGGAUGUGGCCUAAGGAGGAGCUGCCGCUCCAAAAGCCUAAGCUAGUAGCCGAGGUGGACUUCUAUACGAGAUCAAAGCGCGCCAAACCGCCGGUUCGAGUACCGCAGCCGCCACCAAAGCAGAAGUCGCCAAUGACCAGGCUUUUGGACGGGGAGUACGUGUAG
Trematosphaeria pertusa is the source of this 837-nucleotide messenger RNA. RefSeq lists its product as uncharacterized. The coding region runs from base 1 to 837 and encodes 278 amino acids. The transcript has a single exon. The record is from RefSeq and is a predicted model, not a curated record. Lineage: Eukaryota; Fungi; Ascomycota; Dothideomycetes; Pleosporales; Trematosphaeriaceae.